AUGUCAAGGAUGGAAGAGGACGACGAUGUCGUCAUGUGCGACACGCCUCCUUCCACCGUCAUCCCCAUCGGAUCCCGCCGUCCCUUGAGUCCCAGCGCAGAGAAACCUCCCAGUCCGCUAGAGCUGAACGGCACAACAGCACCGGCGCCGGAGCCACCGGCAACAGUGGAAGCCCAUGCACCACACUCGCCUCAUGGGAAUGCGCCGUCAUUGAUGCAGCUGUUCCUGCAGAAAUUCUCCACACAGCUGGACAAGACGGCAACCAAUCCGUCGGAAAACAAAUCGCAGCACGACCUCAAGUACGAUCUCGACGAUGACAGCCUUGUCGAGGAUGACUCGGACUGGCCUAACGACAACGUCGAGGCUACCAGGGGCUUGCCCCUGGCGUCGCUGGCGACGGGACUCUGCUACGACAUACGCAUGCGCUAUCACUGUGAAGUCAAGCCGACCCUGGAUGUUCAUCCGGAAGACCCAAGGCGCAUUUAUUACAUCUACAAGGAGCUUUGCAAGGCUGGGCUUGUGGAUGAUCCUGAGUCAUCGCGACCGCUAGUUCCCCAGCCUCUACAGCGCAUAGACGCGAGAGAAGCGACUGAGGAGGAGAUAUCGUUGGUGCAUGAUGCGGAGCAUUAUGAUUUUGUGCAAAGUACAAAGUUCAUGCUUGAGGAGGAGUUAAUUGCUCUCGAGCACACGCGGGAUUCUAUUUAUUUCAAUUCCCUCACUUUUACAUCUGCUGUUCUCUCAUGCGGUGGUGCCAUUGAGACCUGUAUGGCUGUCGUGAAUCGGCAGGUGAAGAAUGCUAUUGCGGUCAUAAGACCUCCAGGACAUCAUGCGGAGAGAAACAAGACAAUGGGGUUCUGCUUGUUUAAUAAUGUUUGUGUUGCAGCGAAGGUGUGUCAGAAGGAAUUCGGGGAUAAGUGCCGGAAGAUAUUGAUUUUGGACUGGUACGAAAACGGGUUAGGAAACGGUAUCCAAAAGGCCUUUUAUGAUGACCCAAACAUCCUUUAUAUAUCCAUCCACGUGUAUAGAGACGGUUCCUUCUAUCCAGGUGGUGAAGGGGGUAAUUGGGACCGUUGUGGAGCGGGAAGCGGGCUGGGAAAGAAUAUCAACAUCCCUUGGCCAACACAGGGCAUGGGCGAUGGCGACUACAUGUAUGCCUUCCAGGAGGUCGUGAUGCCAAUCGCUUAUGAAUUUGAUCCGGAUCUGGUGAUCAUAUCUGCUGGUUUUGAUGCGGCUGCUGGCGACGAGCUGGGAGGAUGCUUCGUUACCCCUCCCUGCUACGCCCAUAUGACCCGCAUGCUGAUGAAUUUGGCCGGGGGUAAAGUUGCUGUUUGUUUAGAGGGGGGGUAUAAUUUCAGAUCAAUAUCCAAGUCUGCACUUGCUGUAACAAGGACGUUGAUGGGUGAACCGCCUGACCGUCUCUAUGCGUCAUCCGCUUCCCGACAGGCUGUGAAUACCGUUAAACGUGUCGCGAUGAUCCAGUCUGCAUACUGGAAUUGCAUGUAUCCGAAAGAUAUUAUACGCCAGUACCAAGCGAAACAGCUGUACGACAGCUGCAAGCUCACUAGCCUCUUCAUAUACAGAGAUACCAUAUCCAAGUCGUUUGAGCAUCAAGUACUUGCAAGUCAAAAUUACGACAAAGAAAACCCGCUCUUGGUUAUCUUCCACGAUCCACCCGAACUCAUGGGCAUCCCACACCCUGUCACUAAUGUAUUAGAACCGCAUAAUUGCUGGCUUAAAUCAGUGAACUAUCAAGACGAAGACCGCAUGCGUAUGCAAAUGAGCGACCAGCUUGCUACAUACCUUUGGGAAAACUAUAUCGAGUGCGUAUCUGCCCUGCUUUGCACUGGCAUUCGCUCUCUUCUUACUUCGUGCAAGCUAAUUAAAAUCUCCCAUUCCCCGUUAAAACUCGUAUACAACAGACCCAACGACGCCACAAGCAUCUUCUUCCUCGGAGUCGGCAAUGCGUACUUCGGCCUAGCAAACCUUCUAGUGACCACAGGCACAGCGAGUCCACCAGCGCGUCAGUGGGGUCAUCUCCUUCGUGGCCGAAAGCCCCGUCCGCGCCGUCUCAAGCAACACCACCACCUGGCUAUCGAAGUGAACUCCCUCGUCUUCGUCUCGCACCUGCACGGCGUCUGGGCCGGGCCGGAGAACAGCCGUAAGCUCUCGAAGCGGUAUGGUCGCCUCAUCCCCUCCAUGAAUGUUGGGCUGAAUGAGAUGCUUAAUGCACACAAGGAGGAUGUGAUUAAGUUUAUAACGGAUCGGCUGGAAGAGGAUGAAGAGGACGAUGAGGCCGGCGGGGACAGCUAG
Histoplasma capsulatum G186AR is the source of this 2310-nucleotide messenger RNA. Its product is annotated as histone deacetylase hda1. Gene Ontology annotation, cellular component: histone deacetylase complex. The transcript is spliced from 13 exons. Gene Ontology annotation, molecular function: histone deacetylase activity. NCBI's taxonomy places the organism in Eukaryota, Fungi, Ascomycota, Eurotiomycetes, Onygenales, Ajellomycetaceae. The record is from RefSeq and is a predicted model, not a curated record. The coding region runs from base 1 to 2310 and encodes 769 amino acids. Gene Ontology annotation, biological process: chromatin organization.